Molecule: messenger RNA, 450 nt
Organism: Babjeviella inositovora NRRL Y-12698
Lineage: Eukaryota; Fungi; Ascomycota; Pichiomycetes; Serinales
Gene: HCH1
Product: Hch1p
Exons: 2
Coding region: 1-450 (149 amino acids)
Biological process (GO): protein folding; positive regulation of ATP-dependent activity
Cellular component (GO): cytosol
Molecular function (GO): ATPase activator activity; protein-folding chaperone binding
Source: RefSeq, a predicted model, not a curated record
AUGGUCGUUCACAAUCCUAACAACUGGCACUGGGUCGAGAAGAACUGUCUUCCAUGGUCCAAGGAGUACCUCCAACAGAACGUGCUCAACACCGAAUUUGUCAACGAUUCGUUGAAGAUUGUCGUCCACAAUAUCGACAGCGUCACCGGUGACUGCGAUGUGACGCAGAGAAAGGGCAAAGUGUUGUGCAUCUAUGAUAUGAAGGUGGAGUUUGCCAUCACCUCUACCGUCCAAGAGGGCGAGGACGAGACCAGAGACAUUAUCGGGACUGUCAUCUUGCCAGAGUUCACCCACGACCAGGAUGACGACGAGUACGAGUUCCAGGUCAAGGCUGACAACUCUGUGGAUGUCAAGAAGUACCUCUUACCGGUUCUUUUGGCCAAGUUGAAGAAAUUCCAGAGCGACUUGAUCAGCACCCACGAAGGUGAUGUCCAGCACGCCACUGAUUAA